Molecule: messenger RNA, 3176 nt
Organism: Miniopterus natalensis
Lineage: Eukaryota; Metazoa; Chordata; Mammalia; Chiroptera; Miniopteridae
Gene: PLCXD2
Product: phosphatidylinositol specific phospholipase C X domain containing 2
Biological process (GO): lipid metabolic process
Molecular function (GO): phosphoric diester hydrolase activity
Source: RefSeq, a predicted model, not a curated record
CCCAGGCAGAAAGGCCUGCGGGCCGGACGCGUGACACAGUGGCCCUGACAUGUCUAGAGAGCCGGGGCCAUGAGGAUCACUGAGCGAGCCGCCCUGGACUGAGCCUGGGCGGUGCGCGGACUGACGGGGAUGCUAGCAGUUAGGAAGGUAAGGAGGAAACUCAAGAUGGGGACCAUCUGUUCCCCCAACCCCAGCGGGACGAAGGCGGCGUCGGAGGUCUGCAAUGCCGACUGGAUGGCCUCGCUGCCCGCUCACCUCCACCGCGUCCCCCUGUCCAAUCUGGCGAUCCCAGGCUCCCAUGAUUCAUUCAGCUACUGGGUAGAUGAGAAGUCCCCCGUGGGGCCUGACCAAACCCCCGCUAUCAAGCGCCUCGCCAGGAUCUCCUUGGUGAAGAAGCUAAUGAAGAAAUGGUCUGUGACUCAGAACCUGACCUUCCGAGAACAGCUCGAAGCUGGGAUCCGCUACUUCGACCUGCGUGUGUCCUCCAAGCCAGGGGACGCUGACCAGGAGAUCUACUUCAUCCAUGGGCUUUUUGGCAUCAAGGUCUGGGAUGGGCUAAUGGAGAUUGACUCGUUUCUUACACAGCACCCCCGAGAGACUGUCUUCCUGGAUUUCAACCACUUCUAUGCCAUGGAUGAGGCCCAUCACAAACGUUUGGUUCACCAGAUUCAAGAGGCCUUUGGAAACAAGCUGUGCUUGGCCUGCAAUGUGGAGAGUCUGACGCUGCAGAUCCUGUGGGAGAAGGAGCGCCAGGUUCUUAUUUUCUAUCACUGCCCCUUCUACAAGCAAUACCCUUUCCUGUGGCCUGGAAAGAAGAUCCCAGCACCCUGGGCAAAUACCACCAGUGUGCGCAAACUAAUCCUCUUCUUGGAGACCACUCUGAGUGAGCGGACCCCACAUGGAGCCUUCCAUGUCUCCCAAGCGAUUCUCACCCCCCAAGCAAAGACCAUCGCCCGAGGCCUGGUUGGUGGCCUCAAGAACACUCUGGUUCACAGGAAUCUUCCUGCCAUCCUGGACUGGGUGAAAACUCAGAAGCCUGGAGCCAUGGGCGUCAACAUCAUCACAUCUGACUUCGUGGACCUGGUGGACUUUGCCACGACUGUCAUUGAAUUGAAUGAUCUCCUGCAGGAGGAUAGAGCUUUGGCUAAAUGCUGAUUUAAGUUUUCAUUUAUCUUAAUGUUGAAUUUGUUGAUCCAGGCUAGAGUUCUGAAGGGUUUUCUGUUGGGAUGGCCCCUGGGCAGUGAUGGUGAAGUGAAUAGAAGGAGGAGGGUGUUUUUUCUUUUACCUCUCCUCACAGAGCCAUUUGGAUAAAAUUACAGACCUUUUAAUUGCAUUUUUCCCAAUGAGACUUUUGAAAACCUUAAGUCCAAGGGAAGAAAGCAUAUUUCAUGAGAUCAAGGCCAGUAUCUCCUCAAUGGCUUAUGAUGUUGAAUAUAAUGUGGAAAUGGAGUCUCCAAGAUCCACUGGGGUAUUGAGUGUCCCCCUACUAGGCCUAGUUCCCUAGUGUCUUCCAGGAUGUUGAGUUUUGGUGAGAAAACUGAACCAGAAAAGCAUUCCCAGUCAAAAGAAUGGCUCAUUGCACAUGUAGACUGCCCUGUGCUGUGGUUCUAAUAUCAAGCUUGGGCUUGAGGGAGAAAGAGCCAAGCACCAGUUCCCUCUAGACAUGUUGAAUGUCAUCACUUCUUCCCUGAGAAAGUGAGACAUUUAUCGCCAAGGUAGUUCAGCCACAAGCUGUUCUUGCAUAGCUAGUGUGUGGUAAGUGGUCAACUUCAUCCUUAGAUAAAUAGUGCAUACUGACCCUGGUGUCAGAAAUGUGUUUCCCAGUUUCAAAGCAUUGAUUCCUUUCUCUCUCUUUUGGCCCCUUAAAAGUGAAAGGAACAAGGAUAGGAGAUCUUUUCAUUGUGGGGCCCAACAACAGAUAGACAUGCAUGUUUGUUGCACGCCAAUUUUUUUUUUUUUUUUAUUUAAAUCUGUAGCUUUUCCCAAAAUGGCUGCCAGGUAAGCACCUGCAUCAUUUUGGCAAAGUCCUCUUUGGAGUGGGAUCUUCAAGCCAGAUCUUGGAAUUGCAUUUCUUUGUUGUCUGCCUUGGACUCGGGUCUAUGCCAUGGGACACAACACUAACGGAAUGUAGUUUGUCUGUGACACCGUGGAGGCCGACACAAGAUGCGUGGGAAAGUGCAAUGGAUUUAAGGAGGACAUGCCAAGUGGGUUUGGAGCCAUUCUGUAACUCCUUGAAAACAAGACUACCUCGGGGACAUUUAGGAUGACUUCGGUGUCAUCAAGUGAGAAGUACCCAGUGUUGGAACAUUUCCAGCUCAUGUCUUCCUUGUUCUAAGCCUUGUAAUCUCCACUGCAUGGGGGCUUUGAAACUCACGAGGGUUUUGGUUUUUUUUAUUGGUAAGAGGUGCUUAUCCAUAAAGAGCCCUCUUGUGUUUUAUUUAUUUAUUUAUUCAUUUAUUUAUUUAUAGAUUAAGUAUCUUCAGUGCUUCUUACCUCAAGAGCACUCACAAAGGAGCUUCCUGAACUUUUUCUCCAGGCCCGAUGCUGCCAUGGUCUUCCUCCUUAGCGGGACCACGCAUCUCAGGACUGUGAGUGACCUGUGGCUCUGCUGUAGAUGUCCUGGCUCCUCCAUCCUAAGGGCAGGCAGGGUGCACGUGUGGGUAUGGUCCAGAUCUGAGGAGCCACUCAGGAGCCACGCACUGGGGCAGAAGAUGAAUUGGGUCAUGAAGAACUCUCAGUUCUUGAGGAAUACCCUCCAGGAGAGGGUUGAAAAGGAAGCAGCUAGAAAGAAAACUGGGCUUGGGGAUGUGUGAACUUCAGUGCUCCUAAGAACUGCCCGAGAAUCCCCAAGGAAGUGUUAGCUUCUGGAUUCUUAAGGAGGAGAGAUAAACAUGCAAUCCUGGGUGGAUGUGUGCAUGUAUACCAAUCUCUGGACCACCUCCCAGCAGUUUCCCAUUUCUACUUCUCAAUUUUCAUUGCUGGAUUUGCAUGCUGCCUGUAGUAGGGGGUAUUCUAGAGUUGCUACUGACAGCACAUGCACACCCUCAACUCUUGGUCUUCCAACCUUUACUCUCUGUAAAGGAAUUUCAGCCCUGACCUUUAGCUUCCACAGCUUGAGGAGGUCUAACACAAAUGCCUCUGGGCAUUAACAUUUCCUUUUCUUGCAUUUGAGCUCC